This is a messenger RNA of Cynara cardunculus var. scolymus (artichoke), 3495 nucleotides long. RefSeq names its product DNA repair protein RAD5B. NCBI's taxonomy places the organism in Eukaryota, Viridiplantae, Streptophyta, Magnoliopsida, Asterales, Asteraceae. Gene Ontology annotation, molecular function: ATP-dependent chromatin remodeler activity; hydrolase activity, acting on acid anhydrides, in phosphorus-containing anhydrides; ATP binding. The coding region runs from base 1 to 3435 and encodes 1144 amino acids. The transcript is spliced from 18 exons. The record is from RefSeq and is a predicted model, not a curated record.
AUGGAGACAUCAUCCAUUGCUGUAGAAGGCGCCAGCAAAUACAUCGUUUCAACUGAACCUACUUCAAAAUCAACAAAACUUGCAGAUGCCACGAUUGACGACACACCGGAAUUUCAUGUUAAACGGACAGUUACAAGCACCGGUGGGACUCGAAUCUCGACAACCCAGAUGAUCAAGCAGGAAGAAGAAGAGGAAGGUAAGGAUUGUUAUGCUGGUGAUGCUAAAUGUAGCAACGCAAAGAAACGUAUGAUGUCUUUUUCUGAGUUUCUUGAAGCAACCAAUACUAAGGUUUUAUCGGAAAACGAUCCCCAGUAUCUUGAUUUUAUUAAGAAAGAAAGAAUGGAUGAAUCUGAACCCAUAUUUGAUGUUGAACCGAUUUCUGUUUGUAACGAAGCUGACUUAAAUCAGAAAACCCAGAAGGGUUCUGUUACAAAAGAAUCUGGUUUCAAUAAGAGCACUCAUAAUGUGUGUGUUAAGUCAGAACAAAUGGACGAAUCUGAGGCUGAUUCUAAAGUAAAACCAGUUUCGGUUAAGAAAGAAAAUGGUUUCGGUGAAAAAUGUAAAGCAGGGGAAAUGCCCAAUUUGGUUCAGAAAGAAGAAGCAAAACCAGAGAAGCAGAAGGCUAGAUUGGUUCAGCCAAUUUCAUCGAUGCCCCCAUCUGUUUACGGUUCAAAUUCAAAGAAAGUGAAGCAAGGGGCUGUGGAGGAUAUGAGGGUGAGUUUGGCAGUCAUAGAAAAUGGGGAUUUUGAAGAAGAAGCUGAUUGGUUGUUGGUGGGAAGGACUGCAAUUACUGGGCUAUCGACUACAAAAGGGAGAAAACUGGAAGACAAUGAGAUCGUUCACUUUGCUUUUCCUAAUGCAGAUUCAAGAAACAGAAGUAGCUCAUGGGUGCCUGCAAAAGCUGCAAUUGCUGCUUCUGGGAUUGUAAGAUUCUCUACUAAAAGAUCAGGAGAGGUUGGUCGUCUUCCAAUGGAGUGGUCAAAGUGUUUAAUUCCACUUGUUAAUUCAAAAAAGGUUAAAGUUCUUGGUAGAUGUGUGGCUGCACCAGUGAAUCUUAGCAUGAUGCAAGAGAUAAUGCUUUACAUAAGUUUUUAUAUCCACCAUUCAAUAUUCACUGAAGAUGGAAAGACUUCUUGGAAGCUGGAUUGCAAUUCAAACAUUGAUUCUACAAUUUAUCCUCUUUUGACUUUGUUUAAAUUGUUGAAAAAGAGCCCAUUUCAAAAGGCUGAAUUCACACCAGAGGAGCUAGAUUCUCGUAAAAGGGUUCUAAAUCUUGAAAAUGAUUUAAAUGAAGUUGUAUCAGCAUUACCUAUGGUGAAACGACGAAAGGGUGGUGAACCACUGCUUUUAGAACCCAAUGAAGAUGGUCAGAUUCUAUCUGAAUCAUCAUUAAACAAGCUUGUUGGUGCUGCAGAUAUGUAUAACUUGGAGGAAAUGGACCCUCCAACAACUCUUACAUGUGAUUUGAGGCCAUACCAAAAGCAGGCUCUUUACUGGAUGACUGAAUCUGAGAAAGGUGUGGAUGUUGAAAAAGCUGAAGAAACGCUCCAUCCAUGCUGGGCAGCAUAUAGGAUAUGCGAUGAAAGGGCCACCGCAAUUUAUGUAAAUAUUUUCUCUGGGGAAGCAACUACCAAGUUUCCAAAAGCAACACAGAUGGCUAGAGGAGGAAUAUUAGCAGAUGCAAUGGGACUUGGUAAAACUGUGAUGACCAUUUCUUUGAUCCUUGCAAGACCAGGCAAAGGAACCACUGAAAGUGAAGAGAACAUUGAACCAAGAAAAGAAGAUCAAAAAAGUGUUUCUCAAAGACCAAGGGGUGGAACCCUCAUCGUCUGUCCUAUGGCUUUGCUGAGCCAAUGGAAGGAUGAGCUCGAAACCCAUUCUGCACCAGGCAGUUUAUCGGUUUUUGUUCACUACGGAGGGUAUAGGAGCACUAACCCGAAAGUGAUAGCUGAGCCUACUGUGGUCUUGACAACUUAUGGUGUUCUUUCUGCAUCUUAUAAAAGCGAUCCAGAGACGAGCAUUUUUCAUAGAGUAGAUUGGUAUAGAGUGGUGUUAGAUGAAGCUCAUACCAUCAAAUCUUCAAGGAGCCAAGGUGCUCAAGCUGCCUUUGCAUUGUCCUCGUACUGCCGCUGGUGUCUUACUGGCACUCCUCUUCAGAACAAUUUGGAAGAUCUUUACAGUCUUCUGUGCUUCUUGCAUGUUGAGCCAUGGUGCAACUGGGCAUGGUGGAACAAGCUAAUUCAGAGGCCUUAUGAAAAUGGCGAUAAACGAGGGAUAAAGCUUGUAAAAGCCAUUCUAAGGCCACUCAUGCUGAGGAGAACAAAAGAUACAAAAGAUAAAGAAGGAAGGCCGAUUCUUGUUCUCCCACCAACUGACAUCCAAGUUAUUGAAUGUGAACAAUCAGAAGCCGAACAUGAUUUCUAUGAUGCCCUUUUCAAAAGAUCUAAAGUCCAGUUUGAUCAGUUUGUAGCACAAGGCAAAGUUCUUCACAACUAUGCUAAUAUCCUUGAGCUCCUACUUAGAUUGAGACAAUGYUGCAAUCACCCAUUUCUUGUUAUGAGCCGAGGUGAUUCCCAACAGUUUUCGGAUCUAAAUAAACUUGCAAAAAGAUUUCUUGAUACAAAUGUUGAUUCCAUGACUCCAAAUCCAUAUAAGGUCCCAAGUAAAGCGUAUAUUGAAGAAGUUGUUGAUGGGUUAAAGCGAGGUGAAAACAGCGAGUGUCCCAUAUGUCUAGAAUCUGCAGAUGAUCCUGUGCUCACACCGUGUGCUCAUAGGAUGUGUCGGGAAUGUCUUUUAUCAAGUUGGCGAAGCCCGGUUAGUGGUUUAUGCCCGAUUUGUAGGCAAAAUUUGAGAAAAAGUGAUCUGAUUACUUGCCCAACUGAGAGUAAGUUUAGAGUUGAUAUUGAGAAGAAUUGGAAGGAGUCUGCAAAGGUUUUGAAACUGUUGGAAUGCUUAGAAAGUAUAAGGAGAAAAGGGUGUGGAGAGAAAAGCAUUGUUUUUAGCCAGUGGACUUCAUUUUUGGAUCUUUUGGAGAUUCCAUUAAAGAGGAGAAAGAUUGGGUUUUUAAGAUUUGAUGGAAGUUUGUCACAGAAGAACAGAGAGAAGACUUUGAAGGAAUUCAGUGAAACCACAGAUAAAAUGGUGUUGUUAAUGUCAUUAAAAGCUGGUGGUGUUGGCUUGAAUUUAACUGCAGCUUCUAAUGUCUUCCUCAUGGAUCCAUGGUGGAAUCCUGCGGUAGAGGAGCAGGCGAUAAUGAGAAUUCAUCGUAUCGGUCAAAAGCGAACCGUUUGUGUCCGAAGAUUCAUCAUUAAGGAUACGGUGGAGGAACGAAUGCAACAAGUUCAGGCACGGAAGCAACGGAUGAUUGCCGGAGCUCUUACCGACGAGGAAGUGCGAUCGGCUCGACUUGAAGAACUAAAGAUGCUUUUUAGAUGAUUUUUUCUUUUUAGAAUUUGUUUUUUGGUUUAUGAGAUAUGGUUUAGGGGCUUUUGGGGG